Molecule: messenger RNA, 1386 nt
Organism: Labrus bergylta (ballan wrasse)
Lineage: Eukaryota; Metazoa; Chordata; Actinopteri; Labriformes; Labridae
Source: RefSeq, a predicted model, not a curated record
ACACACGCCACAGCCUCCAAACGCCUCGUCUCCUCCACCGGAGCGAGAGGAUCAGAGAGAGAGAGAGGGAGCAGAAGAGACGGUAGAGCAACAGCAGCAUCACUGACAGGCAUCUCCCUCACUGGGGGAGAGAGAGCAAGGUGGGGAGAGGAGAAGUGGAAGAAGGAGGGGGGAAAACAAAAGAGGAGAACUAAGGAGAAGAAAUAAGUUUGGAGUUGGACAGAGGACGAGCGAGGGAGAGUUUUUGGCUCCCGCCGUGGGGUCUCAGCUCUCUGUCACCCUCCCCCCUUCCCUUGCUCCCUACCUCCCGCGGGCUCUGCUGGGAGCCUCUGGGCUGUUGCGCCGUGGGAGGAUGUCUCGCAGGGAGUCGCCACCUCCACCUCCGCAGCUGCUGGGAGUGCGGAGAGGAGAUGUGGAGUGCGAUGAUCGUCCGGAGCGUUCGGAGCCGCUUACCGAUGCGGAGAGGGAGAUCAUCCAGGACACGUGGGGGAUCGUCUACAAGAACUGUGAGGACGUGGGGGUGUCUGUGCUCAUAAGGUUCUUUGUCAACUUCCCAUCGGCCAAACAGUAUUUCAGCCAGUUCCAGGACAUGGAGGAUCCAGAGGAGAUGGAGCGAAGCAGCCAACUCCGGCACCAUGCCCGCAGGGUGAUGAACGCCAUCAACACCGUGGUGGAGAACCUCCAUGACCCGGAGAAAGUGUCCUCAGUGCUGGCCCUGGUUGGGAAGGCCCAUGCGAUCAAACACAAGGUGGAGCCCAUGUACUUCAAGAUCCUGAGCGGUGUGCUCCUGGAGGUGUUGUCUGAAGAUUUCCCCGAGUACUUCUGCGAGGUGCAGAUGGUGUGGACCAAACUGAUGGGAGCGGUGUACUGGCAUGUGACGGGGGCCUACACGGACGUGGGCUGGCUCCAGGUCUCCAGCUCUGCAGUGUGAACAGUUUUGGGUGAAGAGGGGCUCGAGAAGUCUCAGAUACAGGAGUUUGGUUUCACAGACAUGGAUGAGAUGAUCGUGGUAAUCCGUGAGACGUACUUUGUUUUUGGUUUUAUUUGUUGGUGCUAAGCCGUCAUUGUUGUGUUAUUCCAUCUAACUUUCAAAACGAUGUAGCUGAACAACAUUUGACUUGUCUUAUAGCGAGUUUUAGCCGAUGUAAGCAGAUAUGUGUGUGUUAAGCCACGGAGGCAAUCACCUCUAACGCUAACCAUUCACUUCUUCUAUUGUCAAUUCAAAGAGCUGCCAAGAUGGGCGAAUCAGAAAGCUUGAAAUGACUAGAAGAUUUUACUUUACGUUCCACAAAUGUUAACCCUUUGCUGAAAUGAGUUCGUCUAACUUUAGAUUCUGCUCCUGAAUGCUCUGGAUUUGUUUGGACCAGAGAAGGUAGGCGGUUUUAA